Molecule: messenger RNA, 212 nt
Organism: Acaulospora colombiana
Lineage: Eukaryota; Fungi; Glomeromycota; Glomeromycetes; Diversisporales; Acaulosporaceae
Source: the annotation of a GenBank genome assembly
AUGUUGGGCCCAUUUGGCAUGUCAAUUGACGAUGUCAUCGACAACAUCCAGAACUUGGGUGUGACUGUAUUUGAAAGUGUUGAUGUGAAUGCAAAGACGCCCCUCGUUGAUGGCCAAAAGCUGAAAAAUGCACUGGAAACUAUUCUCAAGAGCAAAGGCGUCUCAUCCGAUACAAUGUUGGCAGAUAUCCAGCACCCUUCGGGCUGCAAAAG